Mercurialis annua (annual mercury) is the source of this 1639-nucleotide messenger RNA. RefSeq names its product phenolic glucoside malonyltransferase 1-like. NCBI's taxonomy places the organism in Eukaryota, Viridiplantae, Streptophyta, Magnoliopsida, Malpighiales, Euphorbiaceae. The transcript has a single exon. The coding region runs from base 153 to 1511 and encodes 452 amino acids. The record is from RefSeq and is a predicted model, not a curated record.
AAUUAGUCGUUAUCAUUGGAUCAAAAUUGUGGAUUGACAACUAAGAAAUUUUGAUCAUAUAUCAUUUUCUUCAUCUCCGUGUACACAUUAUCAAAUCAAUAACUUUUUUUUUGUUAGAGCCAAACUAGCAAUUUUUGCCGAUUCUUCCUCCCAUGGCAUCAGUAAAAAUUCUCGAGGCUUGUCAAGUUCCACCGAGUUUCGAUUCGCCUGACUCAGCUAAAGAAUUCUCUCUACCACUCACUUUUUUCGACUUGUUUUGGUUAAGAUUCCCGCCAGUUGAGCGCCUUUACUUCUACCAACUCACUAACUCGACCCCUGAUUUCUUCAACUCGGUGAUUUUGCCCAAACUCAAACACUCUCUUUCUCUCACUCUCCUCCACUUCCUCCCCCUCGCCGGCCGCCUCACUUGGCCGCCAAACUAUCCUAAACCUAUCAUUCUCUACACCCCAAUCGAUGGUCUUCCACUCACCGUCGCCGAAUCCGACGCAGACUUCGACCGUCUGUCGAGUAAUGAAAUGAUUGAUGCCACUGAGUCACAUCCUUACGUCCCCGAGUUGCCUAUAUCUGAAACUAUAUCAGCCAUAAUUGCUCUGCAGAUCACUUUAUUUCCUAAAAAAGGGUUCACCAUCGGCUACUGUAUCAACCACGCAGUUCUUGACGGUAAAAGUAUAACCAUGUUCAUGAAAGCCUGGUCUUAUAUAUGCAAAAAUGGAAACCCUAAUUUAUCACCCGAGUUAGCACCGAUUUACGAUCGAAGCAUAAUCAGAGACGACCCAUCAGAGCUUGGAACAUUAUUCCUAACUCAAUGGGAAAUUCUAACUGAGUCAGAAUCAGCAAAAAACCCUCGAAGCUUACAGGUUUUACCUUACGUAGGAGUUGCACGGAACAAAGUCCGGUCCACAUUCGAGUUAACUCGUGAAAACAUAAAUAAACUCAAGAAAACGGUGUCGUCUAGUUCAUAUUCUUUUUCAACUUUUGUUAUUACGUGUGCUUACAUAUCAGUUUGCAUGGUAAAAGCAAGAGGCGAACUAGAAGAUAAAAACAGAAGGGUCUGGUUCGCAUUUUCAGUGGAUUGCCGGAGCCGCUUAGAACCUCCGGUUCCGGCGAAUUACUUCGGCAACUGUAUAGCUCCACGUGAUUUCAUAACAAAAGCGGAGGAUUUUACGGCAGAAAACGGAGUCUGUGAGAUAGCGGAGCGGGUAAGUGGUAUGAUUAAAGGGCUAGAGAACGGUGUUCUUGACGGAAUGGAUGAGACUUUAAUGACGAUGAAGAGUGUAGAGGCGGUGCAGAUGAUUUCGGUGGCUGGGUCGACGACGUUUCAGGUUUAUGGGUGUGAUUUUGGGUGGGGGAAGCCGAAGAAAGUGGAUAUAACUUCCAUUGAUCGGACCGGAGCUGUUGCAAUUAAUGAGAGUAGAGAUGGUAAUGGCGGAGUUGAAAUUGGAUUAGCGUUGCCCAUUAAUGAAAUGGAAGCUUUUUCUUUACUGUUUGUUGAUGGCCUUAAACAUCUUUAAUAACGUUAGAAAUAAUUAAUAAAAAUUCAUUCAUGAACAAUACUUCGCAAAUGUUAUGCUAAUUGGAAAUAAUUGUAUAAUCCUUUAAUUAAUAAAAAUUUCACUCGUAGUGUUUGAACUUUCUUUAA